Messenger RNA from Mercenaria mercenaria, 2131 nucleotides. RefSeq lists its product as uncharacterized. Lineage: Eukaryota; Metazoa; Mollusca; Bivalvia; Venerida; Veneridae. The transcript has 4 exons. Bases 575 to 2116 code for a protein of 513 amino acids. The record is from RefSeq and is a predicted model, not a curated record.
AAGUUUACGGACGGACGGACAGACGCACGGACGACGGACGCUGCGUGAUCACAAAAGCUCACCUUGUCACUAUGUGACAGGUGAGCUAAAAACAACCAUCAAACUGAAUAACACUACAAAAAUAACGGAUCGUAAAAUUUCUGAAAGUGCAAAAAGAUCGCUGAGAUCGGACUCGUAACCGACUACAGUAUUCUUGUGCUACAAAUUAAAAUAUUUUUAAGAUAAUAUUACAUAAUAUUUUGAUGAUCAAACGUCGGUACAUCACGGGUGACUUCCGCUGCAAUUAACUCUUGGGGUGUCAUAAAAUAUUUGAAAGCCGCGGUCCUUCUGUUUUGAUUAAUACUUCCCAUUAUGUAAGGCCAUAAAUUCCAAGCCAUUGUAUACACAAAUUGUUGUUUAGGGGAAAUCUGCAUGUAUCACGCGUGACCUUCAUUCUCGACUUUCCAGUAGACCAUAAUCCUUUGCGGCAUUAGUGACUUCCGGUUUACUUCCGCCAUUUACAAUCGACAAAUUGAUCGUACAAAAUAUACCACAAUAAAAUAGCUAAACAAGGCCAUACGUAUUGAUAAGAUAGAUGGACCAUCCUACUAAGCCACGCUCACCCCGAAUAGCCGGUGGAUACAAAGGAUCUGUAGGAGCCUACUGUUGUGUGCCUGGCUGUACAAAUGCUCAAGGUCGUUGUAACAGAAUGGGGAUGAAAUUGUCAUUCUACAGCUUCCCCAAAGACGUCAAGCAGAGAAAAUUAUGGCUCAGUAUGAUAAGACGUGAUGUAAUUGAUGACAACGGCAAGACGGUACCCUUUGAACCAAAGUCUCAUUCCAGAGUGUGCUCAGCCCAUUUUGUUGGAGGUUCUAGAUCUAGCAGUCCUCUUAGUGCAGCAAAUGUUCCAAAUAUCUUCCCCAGAAACAGUACAUUGAAGCGUCAAACUAAAAGAGCACAGGCAGCAGGUGAGGAUACACCAAAAACACCGAAAUCAAACAAAAGGAAAAGGGCUUCAGAGACAGAUAUGUCUGAUAUGGCUGGUCGGCCAAAAGUGAAACGCCAUCUAAAUUUUCCGGAAUCAGUUUGGGAAACAACAGACCAUGAUUAUGUUAAGUCUAGCAAUACUCGUGUUGAAAAUGUGCAGAGUGAGUCAAAAUUGUAUGACUUAGAAAAGGAAAACGAGGAACUCAAGUCUAAACAAUUACGUUUGGAAAAUAUAAAGGAUAAUGACGAGAAGUUUCAGUUUUAUACAAAUCUCCCAAAUUAUGCAGUUUUCGCAGCACUCUGUAACUAUCUGAAAUCAAGAACUAAAUCAACAGGUGUCAAUUACUGGAGAGGGAAGUCAACCGGCACUUCUACAGAAUCACCAGUCUCCAGUAAAGGUCCGGAAAGGAAAUUUACCGUAGAAGAAGAAAUCUUCAUUGUGUUAGUUAAGUUGAAGACCGGAAACUUUAAUGAAGACUUAGCUCAGACUUUUGAUACAAGUCAAGCUCACAUUUCAAGAUUAUUCACCACAUGGAUAAAUGUUCUCUGUACAGAGUUAAAGUUACUGUUUGAAAUGCAGAGUAAUGAGGCAGAAAAAGCUGAGUGUUACAGUAGUUUCAAUGACUUGAAAAUUGUGAUAGACUGUACGGAACUAAUGGUGCAACGAGCAUCAAACCUGGACUCGAGAAAGAAAACAUUUUCAAAUUACAAGCACCACGACACGGUGAAGUUUUUAGUGGGUCUGUCACCAAAUUUAGCAGUUAAUUAUGUUUCUAAAGCAUGGGGUGGCAGGUCAUCGGACAAACAUAUUACCCUUAAUAGUGAAGCACUUAUGAAUGGACUGUCAGCAGGCGAGACAGUUAUGGCUGAUCGCGGCUUCACAAUCAAUAGUGAUUUGAAGAAAAAAGGGGUAAAACUGUUGAUUCCAGAGUUUAAAGGACGCGAUCGACCACAGAUCAGUAAGAAUGAAGCAAAUAGAUCGGAAUUUAUAUCAAAGGCGAGAAUUCAUGUUGAACGCAUUAUUCAAAGAAUCAAAACGUUCUAUCAUUUGGAGAGAAUAAUUCGAUUAAAUAUGCAGGAUUUGGUUGAGCAGAUCUUUACUGUAUGCGCAUACCUCACUAACUUCCAGCUGCCGAUAAUUCGUCGUUGACUUGCAUCAAUGUUG